GCCACUAGAGCGAGAGCUCAAUGUAACCCCCUCCUCCUCGUCUUCAACAUCGUCCUGGGUGUACACAGAUUUUGCAGCAGUGUCACGGGCUUCACUGGGUUGUGCGGUAAUUGUAUGAAGUCUUCGCUCGUCGCUGUGAAGCCCACAGGAACAGGAGCACAGCAUCAACGGCAUAACCUUGGACAAUACGGUGUAACCAUCUCGUCUUACGCCUUUUCAACGGUACUCAAAAACUGGUCCGUCACAAAAUGGACACAAAGUAGAUGUACUGUAAUGAUUGCAUCAAUAUUUGGGUGCACUCUAAUUCUGCGCAAUACUUUAUCCAAGUGAUGUAUUCUACCCUGAACAUCACCAACCAUCCAGACAAAUUCCAUUUUAGCCUCUCUCGACCAUCAGCACUUUUCUCGACAGUCUAGCAGCAUGGGCGGCGGCAACGGACAGAAGUCUGCGACCAAGCGUGAGCGCAACAAUGCUAAGAAGAUGAAGGAGGCCAAGCAGAAGAACCACGCUGAGUCCAAGGCCAAGAUGGAGGCCGACAAGAACGGCAUUAAGUGCAAGAUCUGCAUGACGACGUUUCUCAUUACGGCCAGCAGGUCGCAGCUGAACGACCACUUCGAGAGCAAACACUCGUCCAAGGGCUUCACUAUCGAGCAAUGCUUCCCCGGCAAGGUUUAACGAGGCUCGCUGACGGCUGUGGGUGACCUCCUUCAUCUUUACAUACAUUAUCAAGCAAAGCGACGGACGCCAGUCGCUGCUAGAUCCUCUGUAGCGAGAUCUAUCAGCGCAGUGUUUUGCAGUGCAGUACAAGGAGCAGGAGACGAUAGAUGGAUCUGCUCCGUUGUGCGCUGCAACCCGUCUUACCAAUAAUGAAAGAAUGAACAUCGUUUUUUGCUUCAACUU
Messenger RNA from Phytophthora nicotianae INRA-310, 900 nucleotides. RefSeq lists its product as hypothetical. Lineage: Eukaryota; Oomycota; Peronosporomycetes; Peronosporales; Peronosporaceae. The record is from RefSeq and is a predicted model, not a curated record. The transcript is spliced from 2 exons. The coding region runs from base 421 to 675 and encodes 84 amino acids.